AUGACGGUCGGACCGAAAACGGACGAAAUUACGGUGGUAGUUCACAUUGUUCAUACUGUGACAGUCGCGGAGGCCAUAUUGCGUGAUUUGAACGUUGAGGGGGAGGAGAGAUUAUAUAUAUUUCAGGUAUUUAAGGAGACCGUAAAUUUGGAAGAGAUAUAUCCUGAGCUAGUUGAAGAAGCAGAACUGAUAUUGGAGAAGUGCUGUGGACACCCACUGGCAAUAGCCACUGUAGGUAACUUCUUGGCAAGCCAGUCAAAAACGGUGGAGGAGUGGAGGAAACUUAAUGAGCAUAUCAGUGCUGAGCGUGAGGCUAAUACAUAUAAUCCCAUAUUAGCAGUCAUUAUCAAAUGCUACGAUGGUUUACCCUAUCACCUAAAAUCAUGUCUAUUAUACAUGUCCAUCUUCCGUGAAGACCAAAAGGUUAGCCGUAGACGUUUAGUGCGGCGGUGGAGUGCGGAGGGUUACUUGAAGGUGGUGCAAGUCAAAUCUAGGGAGGCAACGACGGAGAACUAUUUCAUGGAACUCAUUAGCAGGAAUAUGCUCUUACCGUCUCAAUUCUCAGUUCGCAGCACAACAAGAAUCGACUCGUGCCAGGUCCAUGAUAUCAUCCGUGGAAUCGCCAUCUCGAAGUCAAAGGAAGAAAAUCUUGUUUUCACACUGGAUGAAGGCUCUGGCCUAAACAGAGUGGACAGAGUUUGCCACCUUGCUAUAAGUAGCAAGUGGGAGGGAGACCAGGGUGAAUUCGAGACAAUAGUCGAUAUAUUCCGUAUACGAUCAUUAACAGUAUUUGGAAAGUGGAGGCCAUUUUUCAUUUCUCAGAAGAUGAGGUUGUUGCAAGUACUGGAGUUGGAAGACACAACAGGUCUAGUUGAUCGUGACCUUGAGCAAAUUGGGAAUUUUCUUCACCUAAGAUACCUUUCCCUAAGAGGGUGCCUUAAUAUUUAUCACCUUCCUAAUUCGUUGGGCAACCUAAGGCUACUCCAGACAUUAGAUAUUGCAGGUACAUCGAUAUUCAUGCUACCAAGGAGCAUUGUCAAGCUUAUUCAGCUGCAGCAUAUUCUUGCGGGUGCCAUAAAAAUUCAAGAUGGCAACGACGAUGUUGAGACAUCUUUAGAAGGUGCGCCGAUGCUAAUGAGGAACAGGCUAUGUGUUUCGACCUUCUCUUCAGUGGCUUUAUGUGUGGUACGCUGUGCACCUCAUAAUGCGUGUUGUUGCUCGCAUUUACCUGCGUCAGCAAUGCACCAAGGUGUACGUGGUGUUGCACUUCCCAGAGGAAUCUGUAAACUGAAAGCUCUACACACCCUAGGUACUGUGAACAUGGCAUGGCGGAAGGCCGCUCUAGAAGAGAUAAGAAGACUCCUCUGGCUCCGCAAGUUAAGGGUAACUGGCAUCAACAAGAGAAACAGCCAAGAGUUGUGUUCUACAAUUGCUGAUCUCAUGUGCCUGGAAUCGCUGUUAAUAGAGUCGGAGGGCAAGCCUGGCUUAUCUGGCUGCUUGGAUGAACUGAGGUCGCCUCCGGAAGACCUUCAGAGCCUCAAGUUGUAUGGCAACAUGGUCACUUUGACACGAUGGAUGUAUCGGCUCCAAAAUCUCGUGAAGCUAAAGCUACGGAGCUCAAGGAUAUUGGAAUGUGAUACUGCGAUACAAGCCCUUGGGGAUUUGCCAAACCUGGUCAUACUACGCCUGUGGAAGGAGUCUUUCGAUGGAGAUGAGAUUCGUGUCAGUUUUCCUCGGUACAGAUUCCGGAGCCUGGUGGUACUGGAGUUGGAUCGCGCUGGUGACCUCAAAACUGUGGAGUUUGAACCAGAAGCAACACCUAAGCUAGAGCUGCUGCAGUUCGGUGGUUCGCCUAAAGCAGCCAAGGUUGGGUUGUUUUCUGGACUACAACAUCUUCAGAGAUUCAAGGAAUUUAAGCUCGUCGGUGCCUACGAGCCCGCCUUCGUGGCAGACUUGCAGGAGCAGCUUGGUAUGAAUCAAAAUCUCCCAGUUUUGAAGUCCUACUGA
Molecule: messenger RNA, 2007 nt
Organism: Triticum aestivum (bread wheat)
Lineage: Eukaryota; Viridiplantae; Streptophyta; Magnoliopsida; Poales; Poaceae
Product: disease resistance protein Pik-2-like
Exons: 3
Coding region: 1-2007 (668 amino acids)
Biological process (GO): defense response to other organism
Molecular function (GO): ADP binding
Source: RefSeq, a predicted model, not a curated record